Messenger RNA from Hemisphaericaspora subhashii, 840 nucleotides. RefSeq lists its product as uncharacterized. The record is from RefSeq and is a predicted model, not a curated record. The coding region runs from base 1 to 840 and encodes 279 amino acids. Lineage: Eukaryota; Fungi; Ascomycota; Pichiomycetes; Serinales; Debaryomycetaceae. Gene Ontology annotation, molecular function: guanyl-nucleotide exchange factor activity. The transcript is spliced from 3 exons.
AUGACAAUUAGCCCAUUUCAUAAAGAUGCCCCUUCAAACUAUUCAUUGUAUCGGGCCAACGAUGAAAGAUCCAAAGUAGUAAAAGAAAUCAUCACUACUGAAACUGAAUAUGUUAACUGCCUUAAAGAUAUAGUCAAAUACCAGAAACUAAAAUCUUCUACUUUCUUGGAACCUCGUUUUGAACUUCGUUCAUAUAUCAAUAAGCCCAUGGAAAGAUUAGUUGAGUAUCCAAAGCUUUUGAGCCAACUUAUGAAAGCUUCGCAUAAUGAUCUUUCUUGCUUUAAUGCGCUAUCUAAAGCAAAAGAUCAAACGGAAAACUUGGUCAGACACUUGUAUAAAUUACAUCAACGUAUUGAAGAUACUCAUACCCAGUGGCUAAAGAUAAAGCCAAAAGUAAUUUGGAAUGGUAUCGACAAUAUUCAAGGAGAAUUAUUACAUUUCUCUAAAGUUUUAGCCACAUUCGAGAAUAUAGGACAAUAUUUGGCAUUGUUAUUUGGGAAAAGUAUAAUCUUUUGUAUUGAGGUUGACAGUAGGCAAAAGAAUGGUUAUUUAGACAAGAAAUUGUAUCACUUGAAAUGGUUUGAACUAUACUACGAAGCUAAUAUAGCUAUACCCAUUUCACAAAUCUCGGAGCUAAACUCUUCCAAUUGUACCGUUACGAUUUUGGGAAAAGGGAGGCAAAGAGCCGAUAUCAGGUUUGAAAAUCCAUCUACCUAUCCAUACGAAGUUCAAAGCCCGUCUAAAAAUAAGCUCUUAAUAUCAAACAAUAAUCCAACUGUUGGCAGUGUUGAUAUUGAGAAAUUUCCAACAGGGAUUUGCGGAUUCAAGGAGUUUUUUUGA